Messenger RNA from Neohortaea acidophila, 954 nucleotides. Its product is annotated as autophagy protein Apg5-domain-containing protein. Gene Ontology annotation, biological process: autophagosome assembly; autophagy of mitochondrion; C-terminal protein lipidation. The record is from RefSeq and is a predicted model, not a curated record. NCBI's taxonomy places the organism in Eukaryota, Fungi, Ascomycota, Dothideomycetes, Mycosphaerellales, Teratosphaeriaceae. The transcript is spliced from 2 exons. Bases 1 to 954 code for a protein of 317 amino acids. Gene Ontology annotation, cellular component: Atg12-Atg5-Atg16 complex; phagophore assembly site membrane; cytoplasm.
AUGCCGGCACCUGCCAGCAGACUUGCCGGCCUUCAGAAGCAAGUAUGGAGCGGCAGCAUUCCCCUCGACAUCCGGCUGGCGACAGCAGACUGCCGCUCCUACGAUGACUCGGACCCGUACUUGGUGCAGCUUCCUCGCCUCUCCUACCUCCCCUUCGUCCUGGCAAGACUGCACGCCUUCUUCAAAGACAGCCUCAUCCAUCCCGAUGUCGCGCCGAAUGAAGCAUGGCUGUCAUUCGAAGGCGUCCCGUUGAAAUGGCAUUACCCCGUUGGAUUACUGUACGACCUCUUUUCCGGCGCUGAGCCUAUCAAACUCGAUGUUUUGCCUGAGGAUGCGCCACCAGACUCCGGUUCUCCUAGCUCUCCCCUGCCCUGGCGGUUGAUCGUACACUUCUCGGACUAUCCGGGAGAUCAGCUUAUCCAACUGGAUGCAGAAGGCCGGGCGCUUCUAGACUCGUACAUCAACACUGUGAAAGAAGCAGACUUUAUCAGAAAUGGCACCGCUCGGACCGUCAUGUCUCUUAGCAAGGAUGACUCGGAUAACCUGUGGCGGGCUGUGCAAAUUCAUGAUCUCAGACUGUUCAAUACGGUGAACAACAAGCUCCUCAACCCACCCGGCUUGGAGCUACGCCAUGUUCCCGUCAAGGUCUAUCUGCCCACUUCCGCCACUCAUUCGGCCUCCGACACCAUCGCCGAGGACGCGCAACCAUCUGGACACAUACGUGUGGUCCAGGCCUUGGUGCCAUUGUUCCUAGCAACGAGACAGCCGCAGACGCUCGGGACGGCGCUGAACGGCAUCUUGCCCACCAUCUUUCCGAGUCGACGGAACCCGUUGCUCGCCCAGCCUGUCUUACACGGUGCCGUCGUUCCCAUGUCUGCCAACAUGGAAGAGCUGGGCAAGGCUGCAGCGUACGCCGACGGCUUUCUGCACAUAGCUGUAGUCAUGCUCGGAUGA